Molecule: messenger RNA, 1448 nt
Organism: Hippocampus zosterae (dwarf seahorse)
Lineage: Eukaryota; Metazoa; Chordata; Actinopteri; Syngnathiformes; Syngnathidae
Exons: 4
Coding region: 97-402 (101 amino acids)
Source: RefSeq, a predicted model, not a curated record
CACGUGAUUUGAGGUGCGGUUGUUUUGACUUUUCUCUCCAGUUCAGUGCUCAUUAGCGGUCACCGUUGUCAUUGUUUGGACGAGCACGACGGCACGAUGAGUUUCAAUCUUAGCGAUGCAAUGGGCGGCGGUGAGGAAAAGAUGACAAAGACGCAGGCAAAAACAGACGAGAUCAGCUGGCCUUGGAGUAAGAAGAGUGACGACAAGAGUGGCGGCAAGGCCAAAUCCGGUGACAAGUCUAAGUCAUCAGAUAAAAAGACGAAAAGCAAGGACGGAAAGAGUAGUGGAGACAAGGAUGGAAAGAAAAAGGACCAUAAAGUUGGAAAGAAAAAGGAUGGACACAGGUCAAACACUUCCAGCUCAUCCUCUUCCUCCAGCAGCAGCAGCAGCGAUGAGGGCUGAGGCUUCCCGGUGGGAAAAUCUGGUGUGCGAGCAAUUUGCAUGUUUUGACCAGAAGGUGGCAUUGUUUGGGGGGGGGGUGGGGGCAAUCAGAAGUCUGUAAUUCAUGGUAUUUGUUCCCAAUCAGAUAUUAUCAUGUAUGAAAUUAAAUCAUUAUUGAAAAUAUUUUUCCAGUUACCGGUAUUUAAAAUGCUGCUUUUUGGCCAGAGUGGAUGUUUUUUCCCCCUCUUUUAAAAAUAAAUCUGCAGACCCGAGAAAUUAUGCAAAAGCUUAAAGUAAACAUCAUACAUGACAUAAAAAAGUCUAUUCAUUCAGAUGACAUUAUAUAUAACUCAACUGAAUUUUAAGGAUCAGCCGGUCUUUUGAAUCUAUCGUGGAGAUUAAUUAUUAAUUAGAUCUAUCAAUCUAAUUAAUAUCAAAUACAAUAUCUACUAUUAUACAUACAUACAUACAUAGUAUUUUCUAUGGCUGUUUCUCUACUAUGUAUCCUCAUUAAGUAGAAGCUAUCCCAACAGAUUGUGGGAAUAGGCAUGUUGCACCCUUGACUGGUUGCUAGCCAAUCGCAGGGCACAUGCAUGCAAACCGCCAUUGAUACUCGCAUUCCUAUCUAUGGACAAUUUAGAACACGGGGCCCCAACAUGGGGCCUGUGGGGCAAUUACGUAAUAUAAGUUGCCAGAUUUGUAGUAAAUUGAAGUAAAGUUUUCAAUUAAGAUAUGUAAGACUUCAAAUCUGCUCGUUAUGAUGAUGAUCGAGCAACAUAUGCUUCGAAAUAAGAGUUCACCCCCCCAAAAAAAAGGAAGCAUCUGUGUCCUUUCGGCUCAAUCUUGCUACCAGACUUCUACGUCGCGCCCCAGUAACCACGAUUCAAAUUAUGGUUUGUUUCACUGCGUUUGUGUCCCACUAUUGCCAGAGUAUGAAGCUAUCGACGCAAUACUUUUGUGCCGAGAGGUAUCACAUUAUUGUUUUAUUUGCCUUGUCUUUUAAAAUUGCUUUACUUCCUCAUAUCACCAUCAGUGACAUAAAAACCUUGUGCAGACACUUUUCCGAA